Molecule: messenger RNA, 411 nt
Organism: Aspergillus bombycis
Lineage: Eukaryota; Fungi; Ascomycota; Eurotiomycetes; Eurotiales; Aspergillaceae
Exons: 2
Coding region: 1-411 (136 amino acids)
Source: RefSeq, a predicted model, not a curated record
AUGAGUAGUGCCGCCCAUGUGGAUCAGCGAGCUGUCAUUCAGGCCUACCGCCACCUUUACCGGCAAGGACUGCGGGUGAUUAAUUAUUCUACGCCAUCGCGCCAUGUACUUCUCCGAACUUUGCGAUCCUCGUUUCGCUCAUCUUCUCGUCACGAUUUCGAUCCACAUAGAAUAGCCAACACUCUACGCUUCCUCCAGCGAGCUGCCGACGCCGCGGGCGUGGAACAUAAGAUCGUGAAGAAUUUGAUGAUGGUCAGGUACUGGGAGCAACCCCAAGUGAGAAAGGAUUUGCGAUUAUUGAAAGGGCUAGGGAUUGACCAAAAAGAGUCCAGUCUACGCAGAGAUGCCAAUGAGCAAUUUAAUUUGACACUAAUGCUUCUGAAUGAGAGCUUAGGGACAUGCAUCAAAUAA